Messenger RNA from Spodoptera exigua (beet armyworm), 2478 nucleotides. NCBI's taxonomy places the organism in Eukaryota, Metazoa, Arthropoda, Insecta, Lepidoptera, Noctuidae. The record is from the annotation of a GenBank genome assembly.
AUGAUGUCUGCGAUCUACCCUUUGACGGGUAUUUUGCGCCUGAAGAAAAAAGAAGACCAAGAAGAUUUGGUUGUCCAUUCUCCCGAAGACAUUUUGGACCAUAUGGUCCCGGCUUCGGUCCAAAUGGGCCACACUUCGGACAAAACGGACCUCAAGAUUUUCAACGGUUCCAUGACAACAAAGGGCAGCCUGAUGGUCGUGGGCCUGGGUGGGAACAACAAGGAUCAGGCUGGGAGCAGCAGGGACCUCCAUGGGGUCGAUUUGGACCUGGAUGGGGUCGUUUUGGACCUGGAUGGGGACCACAAGGACCACCUAGGCGUGAAGGCGAAGGACCGGCAGAUCAUUAUGGGCCACCUGGGUUUGGACCUGGCCCUGAUGGUAGGCCUCAAGACUUCAAUGGGCCUAAUAAUGAACAAUUCAGACGUUCAUGGUUUUGGUUCAGACAACGUGGUCCUUCUGAGGGACAGAAGGUUAGCUCGAUCCCUUGAAACCGCUGACGAGCGUGAGGCCAGGUUGACUGCUGUUCGUGAACAAAUUGCAGAGACUCGAAGAGGAGAAUGUAGUACGGCGCGCCAGUCGCGAUUAGAUACCAUGCGCACUCAAAAUGCAUUGUCGCGGUCUCAGGAAAGUGCAGAAGCACAUGAGAUGCGGCUGUCAAUUGACCGAGAGCGCCAUGCUAAGUCACGCGCGUCAGAGACGUUCACGCAGCGAGAGACGAGGCUGAGUUCUCAGCGCAACCGCACUGAUGUCGCUCGAUCUUGUGAGAGUGUUGAAGGGCGACAAGCGCGUUUGGAAAGCGAUCGGGAGCGCCACGCUGAGUCUCGCGCAUCCGAGACGUAUACGCAGCGCGAGACGAGACUAAGUUCGCAGCGCAGUCGCACUGAUGCCGCUCGAUCUUGCGAGAGUGUCGAAGCGCGACAAAUUCGACUGGAAAGUGAUCGGGAGCGCCACGCUGAUUCUCGCGCGUCUGAAACGUACACGCAACGAGAGGCGAGGUUAUGUUUACAGCGGAGCCGCGCUUCUUUUUCUCGGUCGAUUGAAGACGAUGAAGAACGGGAGACCCGCUUAAGAAGAGACCGCUCUCAGCAUGCCCUGUCACGUUCUUUAGAGACAGAUGAGCAGCGUGAAGAACGUCGUGCAGCUGCUCGGCAGCGGUACCACGAACUGCUUGGAGAUGCGUCUACUCAUCUAUCACAAGAACGGGACAGAAUUCAAGAGAUUCGGGGAACUUGGUCGGACGAACAGCGUGCGGCACAAGUAGAACAAGAUCGCCUGCGUCGUAACGUAAAUCAGCUUUCAACAUCUGAUGAGGAAUCCACGGUUUACGAUAUCGAAGAGCAACCAUGGCUAAACAAAGAGGGAAGUGGAUUUAUGUACAAUGUUGCGAUUAACUACGCCGCUUAUGGCAAUAUUGGUGCCUUAGAAGAAGUGUGUGCUCACUGCCAAGCACGCAAAUGGAAAGGGAAGCCAAAUGGGAUGUGUUGUGCAUCUGGUAAGGUCCGCUUGGACUCUAUGCAGGACCCGCCAGACCUGUUAAGAGUCCUAUUAAAUGGCGAGCAUCCAAAGUCCAGCCAUUUUUUGAAAAACAUCCGAGCUUAUAAUAGCGCCUUCCAGACGACUUCUUUUGGUGCAAAUCAAAUCGUUGAAGCAGGAUUCAUGCCAACAUUCAAUGUACAGGGGCAGGUUUAUCAUCAAAUCGGUUCUUUACUACCAACAGACAAGCCAAAAUUUUUGCAAGUUUAUUUUAUUAGCGAUUUCGAUGAACAAGCCAACGUGCGAAGCAGACACAUCCCCAAUUUGGACUCUGGUCUGGUCAGGGGAUUGCAAAUUCUCAAUGUGAGGAUUCACAUGGCGUCGGUGCCUGAGAACGAGCGCAACCGCUUUAAGUUUGUCAUCAGCGCAGAUAGAAGACCGAUCGCAGCCCAUCCCGGGCGGUAUAAUGCACCAACGACGAAUGAGGUAGCCGUUCUCUUAGUCGAUCAGGAGUGUGAUAAAAGAGAUAUCGUUUUGCGCACGCAUGAUGACCGGCUUCAAAGGAUCAGCGAGACACACCGCGCUUACGAUUCUCUUCAAUAUCCUCUUAUGUUCUGUCGCGGAGAGGAUGGCUACCAUUUUGCCCACUAUAAUGAAGAUCCCCAGACAGGCUCCCUGAAUUACAUCAAAAAAACGUCCGCUAUGCAGUUUUACAGCUUCUUGAUUCAGCUUCGAUUUCUGGUGGAUAUGUACGCCAAAAUUGAGACAGAGCGUUUGGUAUUUAUAAGGUCCAACCAAAGAAAGCUGAGAGCUGAGAACUACGUCCAUCUCAGGGAUGCCAUGCAUCACGAUGCAAAUGCUCAAGAUGUAGGAAGGAUGGUCAUUCUACCCUCCACCUUCACAGGAGGUCCGCGGUACAUGCACGAGAGGACGCAAGACGCGUUUUGUUACGUGCGAAAGUUUGGUAGCCUGGACAUGCUCACUAAAAAACUACACUUAAAAUGA